Naegleria gruberi is the source of this 1819-nucleotide messenger RNA. RefSeq lists its product as uncharacterized. Bases 1 to 1788 code for a protein of 595 amino acids. The record is from RefSeq and is a predicted model, not a curated record. The transcript has a single exon. NCBI's taxonomy places the organism in Eukaryota, Heterolobosea, Eutetramitea, Acrasida, Naegleriidae.
AUGGCCAGAAAGAGGAACAGUAAGAAUAAAAAGAACCGCAGAAAGGCAAGCAAGGACAAGUCGAAUUUAUCACAGAGCACAACUAGUUUGAGCAGUACCGAUUCAGCUCACUCAUCAUCAAUUUUGGAGCAACAACACGAUUCUCCAUUGGAAAAUAACGGUAAUAUGAUGAAUUUUAAUCUUAUUCGGAAUGUUGAUGAUCAACAACCACAACAACAAACAAAUUCUCUCCUCAACAAUGUUGCUAUUUCCUCAUCCUCCAAUAGUAUUCCAAUAUUAUCAUCAGGUAAUGCAGAUACCUCCCUCUAUACAAGAAGGUCUGCCGUGACAUCGAGAUGGGUUGAUGAGCAAGACUUUUCUCCAGCAUCAUCACCAAUUAAUAAUGUUAUUGUUGUGGAUGAACGUCAUGAAGUCAAGUUGGAAAUUUUAGAAAAAUCACAUUCUUCACAUCAUCAUCACAUGUCUUCAUCAUUGAUUGAUGCACAAUUUGAUGAACAAUUCGAAAAGGCAACGAGUAGUAGGAAGACAUCAAAGAAAAAGCUUACUGUUGCUUCAUGGAGUGCAUCAAGUGUUGAAGGAGAAAACAUUGAUGAAGAUGAUGAUAAUAACAAGUCAACCAUUCAACAGAUUGGUGAACAAGCACCUGAUUUAAUCUUGUUGCAAGAUGUCAAUUAUGGACAAUUAAUUAAAUCAUUGAAAUGCUUGAAAAAGGCUGAAGAACACUUGGAAAUGAAGCAUGAAGAAACCAUGACUGACAGCGAGGAUAAUGAGCCACCAGUUUAUAAAUGGUUCUGUUGUGGACACAAGAAUAGUUAUGAACCAAGUAAACUUGACGAAACUAUAGAAAGUAGUGAGGAAAGAGACGAAGAUACACCAAUGAUUCAAUCUACCUCCACCACCAGUAUAAUAACAAGAUUUUUACAGAAUGAAGUCAGAAAUAGAGAAACCGAAGAUAGGGAUCCUGAUGACUUUGUCACUGAAUACUUGCCAAUAAUUUAUAAUUCCGAAAGAUUGAAGUGUGUAGAUUGUGGCGUCUAUUGGUUUAGUAAGAACCACAAGGAAGCAGGUACUAAAUCCUGGGACUCACUUGUGCCUCGUUUCUGUAAUUGGGCAGCCUUUGUUUUUAAACCAUAUGAUGAGGAGGCAGAGGAAGAGUACAAGGACUUUAUUGUUUUUAACACUCAUUGGGAUCAAGGAGUGGAAGCUAGAAGAUAUGCUGCUCAUUCUAUGAGACAAGAAAUUGUUGGUAAAAUGUCAAAUUACAAUUCAAUUACAAACAAGACAACAAUUACACCAACCAUUACUGUUGGUAAUUUUAACAGUUUACCAAAAUCAAAUGCUCUGAGUAUUCUGGUUACUGGAACUGACCUUGGUGCUCACAAUAAUGAUGACCAAACUAAACCUAUUGAUAGUGACUCUGACUCUGAUGAUUUCCCAACACCAUACGAUAGAGAAAGCUUAAUUAUUCCAUGUCAAAAACAAUUAUCUGCUUCCUUGAUGGUCUUUGAAAAGACAGACUCUCGCCAAUCGACUGCCUCCUCUGAAGAUCAUCACGAUGAAGAUAAUGAUGAAGAUGAAUCCAGUGAAUCUGAAUCAUAUUCAGGAACAUGGUAUCAUAAUGUUGCCUUUGAACCAACCUUUGUUGAUCAAGAAACCAAAGAAUCUUCUACCCUCGACUAUGUCUUCAUUUCCCCUUGUGUUAAAACAUUGGACUUCCAAUUGUUGGAAACAAAUACUAGCACCGAAUCCCAACACCACAAACCUUUAAUUACCACCUUUGAACUGUAAUCCUACCUUUAUUAAAUUAUUUCCUUUUCUU